This is a messenger RNA of Fusarium subglutinans, 921 nucleotides long. Its product is annotated as pectate lyase. Gene Ontology annotation, biological process: pectin catabolic process. NCBI's taxonomy places the organism in Eukaryota, Fungi, Ascomycota, Sordariomycetes, Hypocreales, Nectriaceae. The transcript has 4 exons. Gene Ontology annotation, molecular function: pectate lyase activity. Bases 1 to 921 code for a protein of 306 amino acids. Gene Ontology annotation, cellular component: extracellular region. The record is from RefSeq and is a predicted model, not a curated record.
AUGAAAGCCUCACUACUCCUGUCACUCCUCCCUGUCACCCACGCCGCUGUCAUUGACACCCGUCAAUCCAAGACAGGCGAUGGCAAGCAAGGUGAUACGGACGCCACCCAGGGAGAUCUCAGCCAAAGGCCACCACCGCGCUUCCCCUUCCCUAUCACCAAGUUCCCUGUUGCAAAGGAGACAGUUGUCCUCAAGAAUGCCAAGUACAUUAUGCCUGGUGAGGUCUUUGAUGGCAAGAUGAAGCGCUACGAACGACCCGAGGGAAGCUGUAACGAACAAGCUGAAGGCACUGAUGCUGAUGCUGUCUUUAACCUGUUGCCUGGCUCUACCAUCCGAAAUGUUAUCAUCGGAAAGAACCAAGCUGAAGGUAUUCAUGCUUUGGGUGAUGCCUGGGUUGAGAAUGUCUGGUGGGAGGACGUUUGCGAAGAUGCUCUUACCUCAAAGGGCCUAAACACCCAGUUGAGGGUCAUUGGCGGUGGAGCCCGCAGCGCAACAGAUAAGAUCUUUCAAGAUAACUCGCUGGGUGGCAAGUAUAACAUCACCGGCUUCUACGCCGAGGGAUUCGGAACAUUCUACCAGUCUUGCGGAAACUGCCUCAACCAAGCCAAGCGCAACGCCACGAUUCAGAACGUCAUUGCCGUUGACGGUCUUAGAAUGGGAAUCAUCAACCCCAACUUUGGCGACGAAUUCCGUCUCAAGAACGCCCAGAUCGACAAUGUCACCAGUAUCGUGGACAAGGAAAUCGGCAACAAUGUGCAGACAGUCCCAUACUAUAUCGGAAACGGGCCUGAUGAGAAGUAUGCUUUGUAUAAUGAGACGAGGGAUAACAUUACAAAGUUCAAGGGCAAGAUUACGAAUGUGUAUGAGCCUGAGGAUCCUUAUGAGUGGCUUGAGGAGUUCUGGCCUGAGGGUUUUAACUAA